UACAACAAAUUCCCUAGUUGUUCUCACAUAGUUUUAAAUCCUCUCAAACACACACAAACUUUUCUCAGAUCUCAAAAAAAAAAAAAAUUGCAUUUUCAUAAAAAAGAAAAGAGAUCCCAAAAUAUUGAAUCCAUUAUGGCUCGUGAGGAGAAUGUGUACAUGGCGAAGCUUGCUGAGCAAGCUGAAAGAUACGAAGAAAUGGUGCAGUUCAUGGAGAAAGUUUCAACUUCAUUAGGCUCAGAGGAACUUACUGUUGAGGAACGGAAUCUUCUUUCCGUUGCUUACAAAAACGUUAUCGGGGCUCGUAGAGCCUCGUGGCGUAUUAUCUCUUCAAUUGAACAGAAGGAGGAGUCGAGGGGAAAUGAGGAACAUGUUAAAUGUAUAAAGGAGUAUAGAUCUAAGAUUGAAUCUGAACUUUCGGAUAUUUGUGAUGGAAUUCUCAAGCUCCUUGAUUCUAAUCUCAUUCCUUCAGCUUCUAAUGGCGAUUCUAAGGUGUUUUACCUUAAAAUGAAGGGUGAUUAUCAUCGUUAUUUGGCUGAAUUUAAGACCGGAGCUGAACGUAAGGAAGCUGCUGAGAGCACACUCUCCGCCUACAAAGCUGCUCAGGAUAUUGCAAAUACUGAACUUGCCCCAACACAUCCAAUCCGACUUGGACUGGCUCUCAACUUCUCAGUGUUUUAUUAUGAGAUUUUGAACUCUCCUGACCGUGCUUGCAAUCUUGCUAAACAAGCAUUUGAUGAAGCAAUUGCCGAGUUGGACACACUGGGAGAAGAAUCUUACAAGGAUAGCACUUUGAUCAUGCAACUUCUUCGUGACAAUCUCACUCUCUGGACCUCUGAUAUGCAGGAUGAUGGUGCCGAUGAAAUUAAGGAAACCAAAAACGACAAUGAACAACAGUGAGGGAACUGGUCCUCAGAUUAUCAUUUGGCUUCUUUCUUCCUGGCUGUUUUUAUUGGGAGAAGCUGCUUCUUUUUUAUUUCCUUUCUCCUGUCUUUCGGGUUUCCCUUUUUAUCCGUGGCAACGAACAACUUUGAAUAUUGAUGUUCAAUUGUUUCAUCUGUACCUUAAUGUGGUUCUUGCUGGUGCUUAGUUUCUAUG
Solanum lycopersicum (tomato) is the source of this 1098-nucleotide messenger RNA. RefSeq names its product 14-3-3 protein 2-like. Gene Ontology annotation, biological process: signal transduction; intracellular protein localization. NCBI's taxonomy places the organism in Eukaryota, Viridiplantae, Streptophyta, Magnoliopsida, Solanales, Solanaceae. The record is from RefSeq and is marked validated. Gene Ontology annotation, cellular component: cytoplasm.